GGCGCCUUCGGUGGCGCCAUCGGCAGCGCCCACUGCGGCGCCGUCUGUGGCUGCGUCGGUCAUGAUGGGCGACGACGCGCGCUCCCACUGGGCGCGCUUGCUCUGGCGGCGCUUGGCGCCCGAGGCAGCCGCGAGGCUGGCGUGGCACCUGAGGUGCGCGGGAGCCGAGCUGAGCGAGUGCGCGGUGUGCCGGGGACGUCGCGUCACCCUGGAGCAGCUCGAGGAGCACCUGGUCUCGCUCGGUCACUUGGCCAACCUCGCCAUGUCGGUCAGUCAUGCGGCCGCUGAGGAAGGCGUUUCUUGGUAUGACCGCGCUGGUGGAGAGCAUGGAGACCGUGUGCAGCACUUCGUUGGCUUGCAGGGUAGAGCAUGGUUCAACCAUAUCACUGGCGAGAGCGACUCUACCCUGAAUGAUGGCGUGGUCGCGCGGCCCGAGUGGACGUGCUACGACUAUGCACAAGCGCACCAGCCGAUGUACUGGUACCACGAGCCGACUCGGAGAUACUUCGAGGUGCACGAGGACCCGAGCGCGCCGGCAGCGGAGAGGCGCUCCUCUGGCCGAGAUCGCGGCGUGUGGCACCACGUCGACUAGCGCCGGUGAGCGGGCCAGGUCCGUGGCGGCGGCCUGACGCCGAGGGGCCGAGAGGGGCGGCCGCCCGAGCCGGGCGACGAAAGCUAAACAUGUCCAGUUCUCCCUGGCCCAGCUCUUCCUGGAGGG
Prorocentrum cordatum is the source of this 718-nucleotide messenger RNA. The record is from the annotation of a GenBank genome assembly. Lineage: Eukaryota; Dinophyceae; Prorocentrales; Prorocentraceae.